UGACGAAGCUCGCCGGAAAUUCCCGAAGCCCCUCUUUUUCCUUCCUCUCCUUUCCCUGCUCUCCCUUUUCCUUUCACCCGGGUUCCCUAGGCCGUGAUUUUCCCCCUCCCCCUCCUUCCUUCCCCAUUUGAAAUCAAGAUGGAGGCUCGCGGCUGCCGCCGGCGCCCGUGAUCCCGGAGCUCCGCCGGCCCCCGCCCUCGCCCGCGCCUCGCCGCCGCCGCCGCGCGUCCGGCGCGCCGCUGCCCGCGCUCCGAGGCCGUGGGCCCCGCGCCUCCGCCCCGCGGCCAGCUCGCGUUCCCGGGCGGCGUCCUGGUCUAUGUGGGCGCGCUCCUCAGGCCGAGCCGCCGCCGCCCGCCGCCGCCUCCGCCGCCCCGGGGCUCUGCGUCCCCGCGCCGGGCGCGGGCAGCUGGGCGCUCGGCGUCGCCAGGCCCGGCGCGGAGCAGGCGGCGCGCGGCGCUAGGGGCGCGGGGCCGAGGCGGGCGCGGCAGCGGGCGCCGCCUCAGCCAUGAGCGGGAGCAGCGGCAGCGGCGCCGCCGCCCCCGCUGCGUCCUCCGGCCCCGCCGCGGUAGCCAGCGCGGCGGGCUCAGGCUGCGGGGGCGGCGCCGGCGAGGGGGCUGAGGAAGCGGCCAAGGACCUGGCCGACAUCGCGGCCUUCUUCCGAUCCGGGUUUCGAAAAAACGAUGAAAUGAAAGCUAUGGAUGUUUUGCCAAUUCUGAAGGAAAAAGUAGCAUACCUUUCAGGUGGCAGAGAUAAGCGUGGGGGUCCCAUUUUAACAUUUCCAGCCCGCAGCAAUCAUGACAGAAUACGACAAGAGGAUCUUAGAAGACUCAUUUCAUAUCUAGCCUGCAUUCCUAGUGAGGAGGUGUGCAAGCGAGGCUUCACAGUGAUCGUGGACAUGCGUGGGUCCAAGUGGGACUCCAUCAAGCCCCUGCUGAAGAUCCUGCAGGAGUCCUUUCCUUGCUGCAUCCACAUUGCCCUAAUCAUCAAGCCAGACAACUUCUGGCAGAAGCAGAGGACGAAUUUUGGCAGCUCAAAGUUUGAAUUUGAGACAAAUAUGGUCUCUUUAGAAGGCCUUACCAAAGUAGUUGAUCCUUCUCAGCUAACUCCCGAGUUCGAUGGCUGCCUGGAAUACAACCAUGAAGAAUGGAUUGAAAUCAGAGUUGCUUUUGAAGACUACAUUAGCAAUGCAACUCACAUGCUGUCUCGACUGGAGGAACUUCAGGACAUCCUUGCUAAGAAGGAGCUGCCUCAGGACCUAGAGGGGGCUCGGAACAUGAUCGAGGAGCAUUCCCAGCUCAAGAAGAAGGUAAUCAAGGCCCCCAUAGAGGACUUGGAUUUGGAGGGACAGAAGCUGCUUCAGAGGAUUCAGAGCAGCGAUAGCUUUCCCAAAAAGAAUUCAGGAUCAGGCAACGCGGAUCUUCAGAACCUCUUGCCCAAGGUGUCCACUAUGCUGGACAGGUUGCACUCGACCCGGCAACACCUGCACCAGAUGUGGCACGUGAGGAAACUGAAGUUGGAUCAGUGUUUCCAGCUGCGGCUGUUUGAGCAGGAUGCUGAGAAGAUGUUUGACUGGAUCACACACAACAAAGGCCUGUUUCUAAACAGCUACACGGAGAUUGGGACCAGCCACCCCCACGCCAUGGAGCUUCAGACGCAGCACAAUCACUUUGCUAUGAACUGUAUGAACGUGUAUGUAAAUAUAAACCGCAUCAUGUCAGUGGCCAAUCGCUUGGUUGAAUCUGGGCACUAUGCCUCUCAGCAGAUUAAACAGAUUGCAAAUCAGCUGGAGCAAGAAUGGAAGGCAUUCGCAGCAGCCCUGGACGAGCGUAGCACCUUGCUGGACAUGUCCUCCAUUUUCCACCAGAAGGCCGAAAAGUACAUGAGCAAUGUGGACUCCUGGUGCAAAGCCUGCGGUGAAGUGGACCUUCCCUCUGAGCUACAGGAUCUGGAAGAUGCCAUUCAUCACCACCAAGGGAUUUAUGAGCACAUCACUCUUGCUUACUCUGAGGUGAGCCAAGAUGGGAAGUCACUCCUUGACAAGCUCCAGCGACCCUUGACUCCUGGCAGCUCCGAUUCCCUUACAGCCUCUGCCAACUACUCUAAGGCCGUGCACCACGUCCUGGACGUCAUCCACGAGGUGCUGCACCACCAGCGGCAGCUGGAGAAUAUCUGGCAGCACCGCAAAGUCCGACUCCAUCAGAGGCUGCAGCUGUGUGUUUUCCAGCAGGACGUUCAGCAGGUGCUGGAUUGGAUUGAGAACCAUGGAGAAGCAUUUCUAAGCAAACACACAGGUGUGGGAAAGUCUCUGCAUCGGGCGAGAGCUUUGCAGAAACGCCAUGAAGACUUCGAAGAAGUAGCACAGAACACAUACACCAAUGCAGAUAAGUUGCUAGAAGCAGCAGAACAGCUGGCUCAGACUGGGGAAUGUGACCCGGAAGAGAUUUAUCAGGCUGCCCAUCAGCUUGAAGACCGGAUACAAGAUUUUGUGCGGCGUGUUGAGCAGCGAAAGAUCCUGCUGGACAUGUCGGUGUCCUUUCACACCCAUGUGAAAGAGCUGUGGACAUGGCUGGAGGAGCUGCAGAAGGAGCUGCUGGACGACGUGUACGCCGAGUCGGUGGAGGCCGUGCAGGAUCUCAUCAAGCGCUUCGGCCAGCAGCAGCAGACCACGCUGCAGGUGACCGUCAACGUGAUCAAGGAAGGGGAGGACCUCAUCCAGCAGCUGAGGGACUCUGCCAUCUCCAGUAACAAGACCCCUCAUAACAGCUCCAUCAACCACAUCGAGACGGUGCUGCAGCAGCUGGACGAGGCCCAGUCGCAGAUGGAGGAGCUGUUCCAGGAGCGCAAGAUCAAGCUGGAGCUCUUCCUGCAGCUGCGCAUAUUCGAGAGGGAUGCCAUCGAUAUCAUCUCAGAUCUCGAGUCUUGGAACGAUGAACUCUCUCAGCAAAUGAAUGACUUCGACACAGAAGACCUCACCAUUGCGGAACAGCGCCUCCAGCACCAUGCAGACAAAGCCCUGACCAUGAAUAACCUGACUUUCGAUGUCAUUCACCAAGGGCAAGACCUCUUGCAGUAUGUCAAUGAAGUCCAGGCCUCUGGUGUGGAACUGCUUUGUGAUAGGGAUGUGGAUAUGGCCACUCGAGUCCAAGACCUGUUGGAGUUCCUUCACGAAAAGCAACAGGAGCUGGACUUAGCAGCAGAGCAGCAUCGGAAGCACCUGGAGCAGUGCGUGCAGCUGCGCCACCUGCAGGCAGAAGUGAAACAGGUGCUUGGUUGGAUCCGUAAUGGGGAGUCCAUGCUAAAUGCUGGGCUCAUCACCGCCAGUUCACUGCAGGAGGCAGAGCAGCUGCAGAGAGAGCAUGAGCAGUUCCAGCAUGCCAUUGAGAAAACACACCAGAGUGCGCUGCAGGUGCAGCAGAAGGCUGAGGCCAUGCUGCAGGCCAACCACUACGACAUGGACAUGAUCCGUGACUGUGCCGAGAAAGUGGCCUCACACUGGCAGCAGCUCAUGCUAAAGAUGGAAGACCGCCUCAAGCUCGUCAACGCUUCCGUCGCCUUCUACAAGACUUCAGAGCAGGUCUGUAGUGUUCUUGAGAGCCUGGAGCAGGAGUACAAAAGAGAAGAAGACUGGUGUGGCGGAGCCGACAAGCUGGGCCCCAACUCUGAGACAGACCACGUCACCCCGAUGAUCAGCAAGCACCUUGAGCAGAAGGAAGCGUUUCUGAAGGCAUGCACGCUCGCCCGGAGAAACGCGGACGUCUUCCUCAAGUACCUGCACAGGAAUAGUGUGAACGUGCCGGGCAUGGUGACGCACAUCAAAGCGCCCGAGCAGCAGGUGAAAAAUAUCUUGAAUGAGCUCUUCCAGCGGGAGAACAGGGUACUACACUACUGGACCAUGAGGAAGAGGCGGCUGGACCAGUGCCAGCAGUAUGUGGUCUUUGAGCGAAGUGCCAAGCAGGCUUUAGAAUGGAUCCAUGACAACGGGGAGUUCUACCUUUCCACACAUACCUCUACAGGGUCCAGCAUACAGCACACCCAAGAGCUGCUCAAAGAACACGAGGAGUUUCAGAUCACGGCAAAGCAAACCAAAGAGAGAGUGAAGCUAUUGAUACAGCUGGCUGAUGGCUUUUGUGAAAAAGGACAUGCCCAUGCAGCAGAGAUUAAAAAAUGUGUCACUGCAGUGGAUAAGAGGUACAGAGAUUUCUCUCUGCGGAUGGAGAAGUACAGGACCUCUUUGGAGAAAGCCCUGGGGAUUUCUUCAGAUUCCAACAAAUCGAGUAAAAGUCUUCAGCUUGAUAUCAUCCCGGCCAGUAUCCCCGGGUCAGAGGUGAAGCUUCGUGAUGCUGCUCAUGAACUCAAUGAAGAGAAGCGGAAGUCUGCCCGCAGGAAAGAGUUCAUAAUGGCCGAGCUGAUUCAGACUGAAAAGGCUUAUGUAAGAGACCUCCGGGAGUGUAUGGAUACCUACUUGUGGGAAAUGACCAGUGGCGUAGAGGAGAUCCCACCUGGCAUUGUAAACAAAGAACUCAUUAUCUUCGGAAACAUGCAGGAAAUCUAUGAGUUCCAUAAUAACAUCUUCCUAAAGGAGCUGGAAAAAUAUGAACAGUUGCCAGAGGAUGUUGGACAUUGCUUUGUCACCUGGGCAGACAAGUUCCAGAUGUAUGUCACAUACUGUAAAAACAAGCCUGAUUCUACUCAGCUGAUACUGGAACAUGCAGGGUCCUAUUUUGAUGAGAUACAACAGCGGCAUGGUUUAGCCAAUUCCAUCUCUUCCUACCUUAUUAAACCAGUUCAGCGAAUAACGAAGUACCAACUCCUUUUAAAAGAGCUGCUCACGUGCUGCGAGGAAGGGAAGGGGGAGAUUAAAGAUGGCCUGGAGGUGAUGCUCAGUGUGCCAAAGCGAGCCAAUGACGCCAUGCACCUCAGCAUGCUGGAAGGUUUUGACGAAAACAUUGAAUCUCAGGGGGAGCUCAUCCUGCAAGAGUCCUUCCAAGUGUGGGACCCCAAAACUUUAAUUCGAAAGGGUCGAGAACGGCAUCUCUUCCUUUUUGAAAUGUCCUUAGUAUUUAGUAAAGAAGUAAAAGAUUCCAGUGGGAGAAGCAAGUACCUUUACAAAAGCAAAUUGUUUACCUCAGAGUUGGGUGUCACAGAACAUGUUGAAGGAGAUCCUUGCAAAUUUGCACUAUGGGUGGGGAGAACACCAACCUCAGAUAAUAAAAUUGUCCUUAAGGCUUCCAGUAUCGAAAACAAGCAGGACUGGAUCAAGCACAUCCGCGAGGUGAUCCAGGAAAGGACAAUCCACCUGAAAGGAGCCCUCAAGGAGCCCAUUCACAUCCCCAAAACAGCGCCAACAGCCAGGCAGAAGGGCAGGAGGGAUGGAGAGGACCUGGACAGCCAGGGGGAUGGCAGCAGCCAGCCUGACACCAUUUCCAUCGCCUCCCGGACGUCUCAGAACACACUGGACAGUGACAAGCUCUCUGGUGGCUGUGAGCUGACGGUAGUGAUCCACGACUUCACAGCAUGCAACAGUAACGAGCUGACCAUCCGGCGUGGACAGACAGUGGAAGUCUUGGAGCGGCCUCAUGACAAGCCCGACUGGUGCUUGGUGCGCACCACUGACCGGUCCCCUGCAGCAGAAGGCCUGGUCCCCUGCGGCUCUCUGUGUAUCGCUCAUUCCCGAAGCAGCAUGGAGAUGGAGGGCAUCUUCAACCACAAAGACUCGCUGUCUGUUUCCAGUAAUGAUGCCAGUCCCCCUGCCUCCGUCGCCUCCCUGCAGCCCCACAUGAUCGGGGCCCAGAGCUCCCCUGGCCCCAAGCGGCCAGGCAACACCCUGCGCAAGUGGCUCACCAGCCCUGUGCGGCGGCUCAGCAGCGGCAAGGCCGACGGGCACGUGAAGAAGCUGGCCCACAAGCACAAGAAGAGCAGGGAGGUGCGCAAGAGCACCGACGCAGGCUCCCAGAAGGACUCGGACGACAGCGCUGCCACCCCGCAGGACGAGACCGUCGAGGAGAGAGGCCGGAAUGAGGGCUUGAGCAGUGGCACACUGUCUAAAUCCUCUUCCUCGGGGAUGCAGAGCUGUGGAGAAGAGGAAGGGGAGGAGGGCGCCGAUGCCGUGCCGCUGCCCCCACCCAUGGCCAUCCAGCAACACAGCCUCCUUCAGCCGGAUUCACAGGAUGACAAGGCCUCCUCUCGGUUACUUGUCCGCCCCACCAGCUCCGAAACACCAAGUGCUGCUGAACUUGUGAGUGCCAUCGAGGAGCUCGUGAAAAGCAAGAUGGCUCUAGAGGAUCGUCCCAGCUCUCUCCUUGUCGACCAGGGAGACAGUAGCAGCCCAUCCUUCAACCCGUCAGACAAUUCCCUUCUCUCUUCCUCCUCGCCCAUUGAUGAGAUGGAAGAAAGGAAAUCCAGCUCCUUAAAGAGACGGCACUACGUUUUGCAAGAAUUAGUGGAAACAGAGCGUGACUAUGUACGGGACCUUGGCUGUGUAGUUGAGGGCUACAUGGCGCUUAUGAAGGAAGAUGGUGUUCCCGAUGACAUGAAGGGAAAAGACAAGAUUGUGUUUGGCAACAUUCAUCAGAUUUAUGACUGGCACAGAGACUUUUUUUUAGGAGAGUUAGAGAAGUGCCUUGAAGAUCCAGAAAAACUAGGCUCCCUGUUUGUUAAACAUGAGAGAAGGUUGCACAUGUACAUAGUGUAUUGUCAAAAUAAACCAAAGUCGGAGCACAUCGUCUCAGAAUACAUUGACACCUUCUUUGAGGACUUAAAGCAGCGCCUUGGCCACAGGUUGCAGCUCACAGAUCUUUUGAUCAAACCCGUGCAGAGAAUUAUGAAAUACCAGCUGCUGCUGAAGGACUUCCUGAAGUACUCCAAGAAAGCCAGCCUGGACACGUCAGAGCUAGAGAAAGCCGUGGAGGUCAUGUGCAUAGUCCCGAAGCGCUGCAACGACAUGAUGAACGUGGGCCGGUUGCAAGGAUUCGAUGGUAAAAUUGUUGCCCAGGGUAAACUGCUAUUGCAGGACACAUUCUUGGUCACAGACCAAGAUGCAGGACUUUUGCCUCGCUGCAGAGAGAGGCGCGUUUUCCUCUUUGAGCAGAUCGUCAUAUUCAGUGAACCACUUGAUAAAAAAAAGGGCUUUUCCAUGCCAGGAUUCCUGUUUAAAAACAGCAUCAAGGUGAGUUGCCUCUGCCUGGAGGAAAAUGUGGAAAACGAUCCCUGUAAAUUUGCCCUGACAUCAAGGACAGGUGAUAUGGUGGAGACUUUCAUUUUGCAUUCAUCCAGUCCAAGUGUCCGGCAAACAUGGAUCCAUGAAAUCAACCAAAUCUUAGAAAACCAACGCAACUUUUUAAAUGCCUUGACAUCACCCAUCGAGUACCAGAGGAACCACAGCGGGGGCGGCGGCAGUGGCAGCGGGGCCAGCGGCAGCGGGGGCGGGGGCAGCGGCGGCGGCGGGGCCUCCAGUGGUGGUGGCGGCAGCCACGGAAGUGGCCCUAGCAGCUGUAGCAGUGUCCCCAGCUCGAGCAGGAGCAGGCCCUCCCGGAUUCCACAGCCUGUCAGACACCACCCCCCCAUGCUGGUCUCCUCUGCAGCCUCCAGCCAGGCAGAGGCAGACAAGAUGUCAGGUAUGUCCGCUCCCAGCCCCUCACUGCCUCCCCGCAGCAGCAGCCUGGUCCCCGAGGCUGGCCCUGGCCAGCCCAGCAAGCUCCCCCCGAGCGGAGACUCCGAAGGCCCUGAGCGGGAAGCAGAGCCCAUCCCCAAGAUGAAGGUGAUGGAGAGCCCCAGGAAGGCCACCGGCAAUGCUUCUGGUGCGAGCCAAGAAGGAACCGCCAAGGACGCCCGGGGGAGCCUGGGCCCGCUGACCCUAGGCAAGCCCAGGCCCGGGGCCGUCUCGCCUCUGAACUCUCCUCUCUCUGCCGCGUUCCCUUCUUUCGGCAAGGAGCCCUUUCCCCCCAGCAGCCCCCUACAAAAGGGGGGCUCCUUCUGGAGCUCCAUCCCCAGCUCCCCCGCCAGCCGGCCCGGCUCCUUCACCUUCCCGGGGGACAGUGACUCCCUCCAGCGGCAGACACACCGCCAUGCAGCCCCCAGCAAGGACACGGACCGCAUGAGCACCUGCUCCUCGGCCAGCGAGCAGUCCGUGCAGUCCACCCAGAGCAAUGGGAGUGAAAGUAGCAGCAGUAGCAACAUCUCCACCAUGUUGGUGACACACGAUUACACGGCAGUGAAGGAGGAUGAGAUAAACGUUUAUCAAGGAGAGGUCGUUCAAAUUCUGGCCAGCAACCAGCAGAACAUGUUUCUGGUGUUCCGAGCCGCCACUGACCAGUGUCCCGCAGCCGAGGGCUGGAUUCCAGGCUUCGUCCUGGGCCAUACCAGUGCAGUCCUCAUGGAGAACCCCGACGGGACUCUCAAGAAGUCAACGUCUUGGCACACAGCACUCCGCUUAAGGAAAAAAUCUGAGAAAAAAGAUAAAGACGGCAAAAGGGAAGGCAAGUUAGAGAAUGGUUAUCGGAAAUCUCGGGAAGGACUCAGCAACAAGGUAUCUGUGAAGCUUCUCAACCCCAACUACAUUUAUGACGUUCCCCCAGAGUUCGUCAUCCCGCUGAGUGAGGUCACGUGUGAGACAGGGGAGACCGUUGUUCUUAGAUGUCGUGUCUGUGGCCGGCCCAAGGCCUCGAUCACCUGGAAGGGCCCUGAACACAACACCUUGAACAAUGACGGCCACUACAGCAUCUCCUACAGUGACUUGGGGGAGGCCACUCUGAAGAUCAUCGGCGUGACCACAGAAGACGACGGCAUCUACACGUGCAUCGCUGUGAAUGACAUGGGGUCAGCGUCCUCGGCUGCCAGCCUGAGGGUUCUAGGGGCCUCUGGCAGCUGCUGGGGGCCGCUCAGGGGAAUUGCUGCCCUCUUGGCAGGUCCAGGGAGUGACGGGAUCGUGGUGGCCUGGAAGGACAACUUUGACGCCUUCUACAGCGAAGUGGCUGAGCUGGGCAGGGGGAGAUUUGCUGUUGUUAAGAAAUGUGAUCAGAAAGGAACCAAGCGAGCAGUGGCCACCAAGUUUGUGAACAAGAAACUGAUGAAGCGUGACCAGGUCACCCAUGAGCUCGGCAUCCUGCAGAACCUCCAGCACCCACUCCUUGUUGGCCUCCUUGACACCUUCGAGACCCCCACCAGCUACGUCCUCGUUUUGGAAAUGGCUGACCAGGGUCGCCUCCUGGACUGCGUGGUACGAUGGGGAAGCCUCACCGAAGGGAAGAUCAGAGCGCACCUGGGGGAGGUUCUGGAAGCCGUCCGAUACCUUCACAACUGCAGGAUAGCACACCUGGACCUAAAGCCUGAGAAUAUACUGGUGGAUCAGAGUUCGGCCAAGCCAACGAUCAAGCUGACUGACUUUGGAGAUGCUGUCCAACUCAACACGACCUACUACAUCCACCAGCUGCUGGGGAACCCUGAGUUUGCAGCCCCCGAAAUCAUCCUCGGGAACCCUGUCUCCCUGACCUCGGACACGUGGAGUGUUGGAGUGCUCACGUAUGUGCUUCUCAGCGGCGUGUCCCCCUUCCUGGACGACAGCGUGGAAGAGACCUGCCUGAACAUUUGCCGACUAGACUUUAGCUUCCCAGAGGACUACUUUAAAGGAGUGAGCCAGAAGGCCAAGGAGUUUGUGUGCUUCCUUCUGCAGGAGGACCCCGCCAAGCGUCCCUCGGCUGCGCUGGCCCUCCAGGAGCAGUGGCUGCAGGCGGGCAACAGCAACAGCAAGGGCUCGGGCGUCCUCGACACAUCCAGACUGACCUCCUUCAUUGAGCGGCGCAAACACCAGAAUGAUGUUCGACCUAUUCGGAGCAUUAAAAACUUCUUACAGAGCAGGCUUCUGCCUAGAGUUUGACCUGUCUUGAAGUUCUCUCUCAUUCUCUUUCACCUGCCAAUCAGCUGUUAAACUGAAUUUUGAAGAGGAAAAGAAAGCAAACCUAACUGACCCGCUGCCAAUCCGUUCAUCGUGUGAAGUUGCGUUCCAAGCGAGCUGUGCUUCGCAACGCUUGGGCUCGGAGCUGCGAGCUGCGCUGGGGUGGAGGACCUUCGUUACGCUCUGCCGAGGCAGAGAUUGCGUUGCUGUAUCACAGUAUUUUAUUCAGGUUUCUGCAAAAAAAAAAAAAAACAUAAAAAGAUACUUUUUUAAAUGAACAUGAAUAGAAUUUUGCAAAUUUAACAUUUUCAAGAUUUAUUCAAGGAAACAAAAUGCCUAUGUUCAACCACUGGUGUUAAUGAACAAAACAAAGAUACUGUGCAUCUCUGGGGAAGACUCACCCAGGGGACGUCCACUCCCGCAGCCUCGGCGAGCACCCCAGGUCCACCUGGCACUGAGCUUUUCCAGCCGCCAUGUCUGCGCACGUCUCCCAGGGCAGCAGACUUGGCUUCUGUAACGCGUGUUCAACCUCAAACCUUUGCCUAAAACAGGAUGAACCAUUUUGCUCUGAUGAAAUGUAGGCCUUACUUGUAUAUAAGACUGUUCCUGCCUUCGGUCUGUCACCCCUGCCUACCCUCCCCUCCCACCUGCUGCCCCAGCCCUGCCCCACGCUGUCACUCAGAUUGUUGAGCAGAAUACAGUCAGAUGAAAAUACUGUAAAUGCACUCAUUGGGGUUUUUUUGGUUUUAUUUCAUAUCAUGUGCAAUGUUGUGGCUUUAACAUUUUAUGCAACUAUUUAUGAAGACCUCUGUUGUACCUGUAAUAAAUAUAUAGAAAAAGCACAUACUUCGUACAGUGAGCUUUAUGGUUUUGUGUGUGUGUGUGUGUCGGGGGGAGGUUGUUGUAGCCCUUUGCCGUCCGUGCAAGGAGUCUUAACUCUUCGUGAAAUGUGUCAGUUUUGAGGACUGUAAAAAGUGAUUUCAUACUCUGAAUAUAAAACUGGAUAAUAGGGUAAUGUUUUAAAAUUAUUAUGCUAUUAUUCAGAAUGCCAAAGUAUUAUUUUUUCUCCCAAAAUCAGUCCGGACAUUUACUACUUUUUAAACUUUUUGACAUUCAACUUUCUGUAUAAAAAUUGGCUGGAUUUUGAGCUUUUGGUAAGAAAUUAAGGCCAAUUAAGCACUGGCCACCCCAAGGCUGGUACCCAGUGCCCAGGUCACUGUGGCAGAGUUGGCACUGGUGUGGGGCGGUCUUUCAACAAAAGAGGCUGGGCUUUGGGCUCGCUUGAAUUUUUCUGGAUGUCUUUUUAUCUUUAUUGUGUGUAAUACACUAAAAAAGAGACCAGCCUGCUUCCCAAGCCAGCCCGCAUCUGGGUCUUGAGCCAUAAACUGGCAUAGUUAAGCUUUGCAGCUUCCAGUGUAUUUUAUUUAUUUUUUUGUUGGGAUUUUGUUUCUUGUAAAAUUGUACAGAAACUUUUUAAAAGAAAUUGGAUUCAGAACUGGAUGUGUAUCCGUAACCUCAUGACUUUUAUUUGUGUAUUAUUUCUUUUAUUAUUUCAGUUAAAAUUUUUACAUGAUUUUGCAUGUAUAUUUCUUUGUACAGAAACCUUACAUGUUUACACAGUAUGAUGUGAUGUAAAUAUUUUAUUUUGCCAUCAGUUAUUUUAAACAAUUAAACAUAUUUGCCUGA
Messenger RNA from Cavia porcellus (domestic guinea pig), 11575 nucleotides. It is a transcript of the gene Trio, whose product is annotated as trio Rho guanine nucleotide exchange factor. Gene Ontology annotation, biological process: axon guidance; protein phosphorylation. Gene Ontology annotation, cellular component: cytoplasm; extrinsic component of membrane; plasma membrane. Bases 506 to 9871 code for a protein of 3121 amino acids. The transcript has 57 exons. The record is from RefSeq and is a predicted model, not a curated record. NCBI's taxonomy places the organism in Eukaryota, Metazoa, Chordata, Mammalia, Rodentia, Caviidae. Gene Ontology annotation, molecular function: ATP binding; protein kinase activity; guanyl-nucleotide exchange factor activity.